Dendronephthya gigantea is the source of this 4086-nucleotide messenger RNA. RefSeq names its product DNA excision repair protein ERCC-6-like 2. The coding region runs from base 216 to 3986 and encodes 1256 amino acids. The transcript is spliced from 19 exons. NCBI's taxonomy places the organism in Eukaryota, Metazoa, Cnidaria, Anthozoa, Malacalcyonacea, Nephtheidae. The record is from RefSeq and is a predicted model, not a curated record. Gene Ontology annotation, molecular function: ATP-dependent chromatin remodeler activity; ATP binding.
GGUCAAAUCAAAUAUGGCGGCCAAAUGGCCAAUGGAAAAAUAUAAAUGAUCCAAGAUUUGGCCGCUAGUAUGAAACCUCGGUUAUUUUUGAAGACUUAGCCGUUUGGAUGAUGAUGUACACCUAUGGGUGAACAACUAAUUAAAAUUAAAAUUUUCAAAUUCAAUAUGGAUUUAGUGCACAAAAUGUACAAAACUUGCUCAUAAAUGAACAAAGAAUGCUAGAAGGUGACAGUGCUUCUGAGAAACAAAACCAUGUCCAAAGACCUGAAAGAGGAGCUGAAGGAACGAAUUGUGCCGUUAAGAGGCACAUCUUUGAUGAUGUGCAUGGGUUUACUGAUGAGGAUCUGGAAAAGCCUAAUUUCCCACUAAAAUCAUCAUCAGAAAAAAUACCAUUUUACUUGUCAGAUGUUGACAAGCCACCAAUAGUACAGGUUCCAUCUACAAUCAAUCAAUAUCUGCGUGAAUACCAAAAGGAGGGCAUAGCAUUCCUUUAUAGACAGUAUUCCCGUGGGGAAGGUGCUAUUUUAGCUGAUGAUAUGGGCUUGGGAAAAACCGUUCAGGUAAUCGGUUUUAUUUCUGCGGUACUUGGGAAGACAGGAACAAAGAUGGAUAUCUAUGGGAAAUUUCUGUCAGAGAAUGAUAAAAAUAAGGUUUCCCUCUGUAAUCAUGUAAAGAAAGAAAAAGGUUCAUUUCUCAUUGUCUCGCCAAAUUCUGUUCUUUACAACUGGCAUGAUGAGCUGAUGACUUGGGGUUAUUUUAAAAUUGGAAAAUUUCACAAAAGCAAACGAGAUGAGACCUUUCAAAAAGCGCUGUCAGAAAAGUUAGAUGUUGUUUUGACGACGUACGAAACUCUGCGUAAUCAUUGGGAAACUUUGAAUAGAAUAAAGUGGUUGGCGGUAAUUAUGGACGAAGUACACUAUUUGAAGGAUCCGAAAAGAGCUGUUACAAUUGCUUCCAAAUCCUUAAAUAUCAAAUGCAGGAUUGGUCUAACAGGAACACCGUUACAAAACAGAUUGCUAGAUUUCUGGUCAGUUCUCGAUUGGGCCACUCCUGGUUGCCUGGGGGAUAAAGAAGACUUUAUUAAUGACUUCGGUAAACCAAUCAUGCAAGGACAAAGAUUUGAUGGUACGAAGAGAGAACUUGCGACUGGAAGAAAAAAAACCCAGGAGUUCCAGUCACUUAUAGAUCGUUGGUGUUUACGAAGGACAAAGGCUCUUAUUGCAGAUCAACUACCGCAGAAAGAUCAAAAGGUUGUGUUUUGUCCUUUAUCUAAUGUGCAAGAAGAAAUAUACAAAACACUGCUACAAACAAACGAUGUCCAACUAGUAUUGAAGCAAGGUGAACCUUGUGACUGUAGAAGCGAAUUAACUCGUGGAACGUGUUGCUAUGCGGUGAACGAAGAAGGAUCAACCAUGAAGAAGCUUUUAUUGCAAUGCCUAAGACUUUUUCUCAAAAUUUCUAAUCAUGCAGCGUUACUUCUACCUCACGUGAAACAGACGGACGAUCAACGUAAGCGGGCAAAAGCAGUUUGCGAGAAAGUGUUUGCAGUUCAUCCAGAGUUUGAGAGGGCGAGUAAAUCUCCGUCUUUCGAGUUGUUUUCUGACAGCAAUUUUUGUGGAAAGAUGAAAGUUUUGGACAAAUUGUUAAAAUUGUUUCAACAAGAAAAGGAUAAGGUGUUACUAUUUUCAUAUUCUACGCAAUUACUAGAUAUGCUGGAGGCUUACGUCAUAAGUUGUGGUAUGGUUUAUCGACGUUUGGAUGGCAAGACGCGCGGAGAACGAAGACUUGAUGUCGUGAGAGAAUUCAACACAAACGCAAAUGUCUUUUUGUUUCUUGUUUCAACUAAAGCUGGCGGUGUUGGUCUGAAUUUGACCAGUGCAAAUAUUGUCAUCGUAUUUGACCCAAGUUGGAACCCCGCUGAUGAUCUGCAGGCUGAAGACAGAGCUUAUCGUAUUGGUCAGAGACGUGACGUCAAGGUAUUUCGUUUGAUCUCAACUGGAACUGUGGAGGAAAAUAUGUAUUUACGUCAGAUUUAUAAACAGCAAUUGGCGAAUGUUGCCGUAGAAGGCAACAAUGAGCGACGUUAUUUCACUGCAGUCGACGGUGUAAAGAACAGAAAAGGAGAGUUGUUUGGAAUUGAAAACCUCUUCACACUCAGGAUUCACGGCUGCUCUGUCUCAACUGACAUUUUUAAGAGAUCUGAUAAAAUCGAGCGGGGUUUUCGUAUGGCGCAAUACGAGCUACUUCCCAAUGUUGACAUGGAAAAGAAAAUGAUUAGUGAGCAGUCGAUAAUUCCUUUAGCUCAAUGCAAGGAACCAGAAGAUGAAAAUGAUAGUUAUAAUUUGGAUGAAAUAACUUCACAGUUUAUUGAAGAUGAUGCAACAAACAUAGAUUGUUUGCAAGACAAUCCUGCAGAACACGAUUUACGUAGCGAGGUACUUUCACAACAUGACAAUGAUGAGAAACACAAUGAUGAAAAACAAAAGAUGAAAUUCACUAAAGUGUUGGAGGAGAAACGUGAAAAAGUUAUCAUCACACCAUUACACGAUGACGACAAAAAGAAAAGAAAAAAUAUCAGGAAGAGUGCAAGUCCUUCCAAGAAAAGACCGAUAUCUAAAGAUAGCCUAGUUAAUCAGAUACUAGAGGAUUGUGGCGUCCGGCAUACACAUAGCAAUAAGAUCAUCAUUGGUUCAAGUGAAGCUGAAAAUGCAAUGACGUCACGAGCGAUGAAAGAAGUGUUUGAUCUUGGCCAAUGUUCCCAACAACCUGCCAACUGUUUUGCUGCUAUUGAGAGUGAUGGCGAUGAAAGUGAUGAUAUUGGUGAACCUGCGGACAGAAAAUCUUCCAAGACAGAAGAAAAUUUUGACUUCCAGAAAACGGAGGUUGACAAUUAUUCUUCUCCAAAAAAGGUCCACACUAUCCAAACGAAAAUCUCAGUACAAAGUAAAGCUAAUGGCCGAACGACGUUAUAUGGAGAGACCCCGAAGACAAUACGAAUAAGACAAUUUAUGGAAAUAUCCGAAACUCGGGGUUUCAAAUCCGAAAUCGAGUUUGCACGAACUGUGGUUAGCUGUAAUACGAAAGAGCGACUGGACAUGCUGAUGAAUUAUUACAAGACUAAGAAAUAUCCAAGUGAUAGUAUUGAAUUUUUUUCCCAAACAAGCCAAUCUUCUCAAGACGACAAAACGAGCAGUAACUCGAGGAAAUAUUCAACUAAUAGUGAAGGACGGUACCGAAAAUCGUCAACCAGGAAGAAAUGUUUUACAAAGUCUUCUGUUUUCAAACCAAAAAAGUCUGAUAGGUCUGUAAUGAAAGAGAGCAAGUUAUCUAAGUCAAGGACUGGAUCGACUGCAAGAAGCAGAGUUGUAAGUCAAGCAAGCGAUAAAAUCGACAGAAACAGGGUAGGGUGUAGUACAAUAGAACCCGAGGUUGGAAUGUCGUCAACAACAAACAAUGCAGUUAAAUCCCUUGAUAAUUGCAAAGUGAAUAACGUACAACUGAAGAACGACCAAACGAAAUCUAAUAGCUGUAAUCAAAUGGAGGCCAACCCAGUUAUAUCGUCAAAAUGCAGUGAAGAUAGAACAUCAAAUGGUGAGGAGGUAAACUGUUCUGAUUAUAGCUUAGCAAGACAUACAUCUUCCAAUACAUCUUCAUGUGUGUCACCCAAAAACAAUGAAAAUGUAUCCGAAGAUAUUCUCAAUGAUAUUCUCACUGCAUGUAGUGUCGCCAACACAAGUUACACUCGAUAUCGUUCAUCGCCCAACACUGGACUUUCUUCGAACAUACCUGCUAUUACAAAUAGUCCCCAAGGGUCACAGUCGUCGUUUCUCGACGAAUUUUUAUUUGAAUGUUCACAAAGAACAUGCAAAAGAGCAGCGGGCACCUCGUCUCGCAAUGAACCACAAAAGGAAACAACCGAUAAUAUUGGGGAAAACAAAACUUGUGAAAAGAUGCCAACGUCGAGUAUAAUCGAUGAUUUGAUUUAGAAAUCACACAUGCAUAUGAAUUAACUAUAAUCUAUAUGUAAAUGUUUUAUUCAGAAGAGUAUAUAUUUAAGGUUUUAUUGCGGUAGUAUGUAAAAAAAAA